This is a messenger RNA of Colius striatus (speckled mousebird), 987 nucleotides long. RefSeq names its product TatD DNase domain containing 3 (gene TATDN3). Lineage: Eukaryota; Metazoa; Chordata; Aves; Coliiformes; Coliidae. The transcript is spliced from 10 exons. The coding region runs from base 85 to 906 and encodes 273 amino acids. The record is from RefSeq and is a predicted model, not a curated record. Gene Ontology annotation, molecular function: hydrolase activity, acting on ester bonds.
UCCCGCCUAGGACGCAGGGAAAAUGCCGGCCCGGAAGCGGAACCCGCGGCCUCCCUGCUUCUUCCCCUCCGUCCCGGGCGCGGCAUGGCGACGGCCGUGGGGCCGGUGGACUGCCACUGCCACCUCGCUGCGCCCUGCUUCCAGGCGGACGUGGCGGCCGUGGUGCGGGCGGCAGAGCAGGCCGGGGUGUCGGCGCUGGUGGCCGUGUCGGAGCAGCCCGGGGAGUUCCGGAGCGUUGUGGAGCUGUCGGAGAGAUUCCCUGGGUUUGUUUUGCCGUGCCUGGGAGUUCACCCCGUGCAAGAGGUUUCACCAGAGGAGCAGCGCAGUGUCACUCUGAAGGAUCUGGAUGCUGCGUUGCCCCUUAUAGAACUCUACAAAGAUAAAUUGGUGGGGAUCGGAGAAGUUGGACUAGACUUCACUCCCAGAUUUGCCAGCACAGAUGAACAGAAGGAAGGGCAGAGACAGGUUUUGAUCAAGCAGAUUGAAUUAGCAAGACGACUGGAUUUGCCUUUAAAUGUUCAUUCCCGCUCAGCUGGAAGACCAACCAUUAAUCUCUUAAAGGAACAAGGUGCUGCAAAGGUGUUGCUCCAUGCAUUUGAUGGGAAGCCAUCUGUAGCUAUGGAAGGAGUGAAAGCUGGAUACUUCUUCUCCAUUCCUCCUUCCAUUAUAAGGAGUGGACAGAAGCAGAAGCUUGUGAAACUGUUACCUCUGGAAAGCAUGUGCUUGGAAACUGACUCUCCUGCUCUGGGGCCUGAAAAACAGGUGAGAAAUGAACCAAAAAAUAUUUACAUUGCUGCAGAAUAUAUUGCCAGAACUAAAGGAGUUCCAGUUGAAGAAGUUAUAGAAGUGACUACGCAGAAUGCACUGAAAGUAUUUCCCAAACUCCAUAACUUUCUUCGGAUAUAGAUUCAGAGGCUGAAAUCUAUGAUACUGCAGAAACUAUUGUUUAUAGGGUAGUUAAUAAACCCAAUGUGUGUCUUGUCUUAA